Messenger RNA from Rhodotorula toruloides NP11, 1455 nucleotides. Its product is annotated as hydroxymethylglutaryl-CoA synthase. Gene Ontology annotation, molecular function: hydroxymethylglutaryl-CoA synthase activity. The transcript is spliced from 6 exons. The record is from RefSeq and is a predicted model, not a curated record. Gene Ontology annotation, biological process: acetyl-CoA metabolic process; ergosterol biosynthetic process. NCBI's taxonomy places the organism in Eukaryota, Fungi, Basidiomycota, Microbotryomycetes, Sporidiobolales, Sporidiobolaceae. The coding region runs from base 1 to 1455 and encodes 484 amino acids.
AUGUCGCCUGCUCCCUCGACGCGCUUCCAGCCGCACACGCCCAACCCGGCGACCCGUCCUCAGAACGUCGGAAUCCACGCGAUUGAGGUCUACUCGCCCCUGCGAUGCAUCGACGAGGCUGAUCUCGAGCGGUUCGACGGCGUUCCCGCUGGAAAGUACACCAUCGGACUCGGACAGGAGCGCAUGGCCUUCUGCGACGACCGCGAGGACAUCAACUCGUUCCUCCUCACCGUCACGAAGACGCUUCUCGAGAAGUACGAGAUCCCUCCCGCCUCGAUUGGUCGCAUCGACGUCGGCACCGAGACCCUCAUCGACAAGUCCAAGUCGGUCAAGACGCUCCUGAUGGACCUCUUCCCUGGCAACUCGGACAUCGAGGGCAUCGACAGCAAGAACGCGUGCUACGGCGGCACGGCGGCCCUCUUCAACGCCGUCAACUGGGUCGAGUCGAGCAGCUGGGACGGACGCUACGCGAUUGUCGUUGCUGGAGACAUUGCCAUCUACGCCGAGGGCGGCGCGCGGCCGGUUGGUGGUGCCGGUGCUUGCGCCAUGCUCAUCGGUCCCGAUGCCCCGCUUGUCCUGGAGCCCGUCCACGGCACCCACAUGGCCAACGUCUACGACUUCUACAAGCCGCACCUCUCCUCCGAGUACCCCGAGGUCGACGGUCCCUUGACGCAGACGUGCUACCCCAACGCGCUCGAGAAGUCGUACGACGCGUUCCGCACCAAGGAGUCCCGGCGACUUGGCAAUUCGAAGGGCGACAAGAAGGACGUCUCGCUCGACGACUUUGACUACGUUUGCUUCCACUCGCCCUACGGCAAGCUCGUGCAGAAGGGCUUUGCGCGCUUGAUGUACAAGGACUUCCUCUCCAACCCCGACGCCGAGCGCUUCUCGUCCAUCUCCAAGGUGUUCCUCGAGCCCGAGCGCGCGGCCAACGUCCUCGACAAGGAGAUCGAGAAGGCGUUCACCACGCUCUCGUCGGCCGACUUCAAGGCCAAGGUCGGCCCAUCGACCCUGACCUCGAAGCGCCUCGGCAACAUGUACGCCGGCUCGCUUUACGGCGCGUUCGCCUCGCUCCUCGACACGGUCGACUCGCAGACCCUCCAGGGCAAGCGCAUCGCGCUUUACUCGUACGGAUCCGGACUCGCCGCGUCGUUCUUCACCGUCCGCGUCAAGGGCGACACGAGCGAGAUUCAGGAGAAGCUCAAGCUCAAGGAGCGGCUCGAGAAGAACCAGGUCCGCAGCUGCGAGGAGUUCAUCGAGGCGCUCAAGCUCCGCGAGGAGAAGCACAACAUCUCGGACUACACGCCCUCGGGCCGCAUCGAGGACAUCCCCACCGGCGCGUACUACCUCCACCACUGCGACUCGAAGCACCGCCGCGUGUACAAGAUCCGCGGACACGAGGGCGAGCAGGACGUCGUCGAGUCGGCGAACGGCGACAAGCCGCACGUCGCGUAA